Molecule: messenger RNA, 3566 nt
Organism: Scatophagus argus
Lineage: Eukaryota; Metazoa; Chordata; Actinopteri; Scatophagidae
Product: sodium- and chloride-dependent creatine transporter 1
Exons: 14
Coding region: 512-2557 (681 amino acids)
Biological process (GO): sodium ion transmembrane transport
Cellular component (GO): membrane
Source: RefSeq, a predicted model, not a curated record
AGCCAGCAGUCCGUGGGAUCAGAUCACAUUCUUCGUCUAUCGAGCCGCGGCAUCACGUACAGGUUCAUGGGCUUCUGACUGGGCUUUUUAAACAAAACAUCUUCACCCUAAGGCGCAUUAUCAUUUUCAUUUAACUGUCAUCCAUGAGAUUCUUCAGGCUUACCUUCAAGUGCUUCGUCGACUGCUUUUGAAUCUCCUUUGUCAACGGCUGAACUGACUGCGGCGCAUUGUGAAAUUUUCCAUCUCUUAGCUGAGCUGAGGGUUUCCAACGUGUGAUAAUUAUAAAAACUGCGAUUUUUUUUUUAAUCAUAAGAAGGCGAAAUAACAAACUCGGAAAAUCAAAAAGACAGCUGGAGCACUGCAUACUGUGGCUGCCUACAUCUCUCUGCCUGCCUCUCUAAGCCCGCCGGGUGCCUUGUUUGCUAGGCACAUUAAUAAAACUUCUGGCUAAACCAACAGCCAGCUAACAUUUUUUAAAAGAAUAACAUUUAUUUUUGUGCAGCUACCCAACAUGUCACCUGAGCUGGAGGAAAACAGCCAAGGUGAAAUCAGCCUCCCCCAGUUGGAGGCAGGGACCCUGUCCGAGGAGGAGGGUGGGCCAGCUCGCCCCCUCGUGCCUGUGCCUGGAGCGGGCCCAGGGUGUGGUGAGGGCAGAGGGGCUGGUCCACCGCAGACCCAGGACGGGGCUGCAGCUGGGACUGGAAAUGGGGCUGUAGCAGUACCGCAAGUGGAGAGAGAAACCUGGACCAGACAGAUGGACUUCAUCAUGUCCUGCGUGGGCUUUGCUGUCGGCCUGGGCAACGUGUGGCGGUUCCCUUACCUCUGCUACAAGAACGGAGGAGGGGUUUUCCUGAUCCCCUACUUGCUGAUUGUGUUCAUUGGGGGCAUUCCAGUCUUCUUCCUGGAGAUUGCACUGGGACAGUUCAUGAAGCAGGGAGGGGUCUCUGCCUGGAACAUUGCACCCCUCUUUAAAGGUCUGGGCUUGGCCUCGAUGGUGAUAGUGUUCUUCUGCAACACAUACUACAUCAUGAUUCUGGUGUGGGGCCUCUACUUUCUCUUUCACUCCUUCACCAAUCCGCUGCCCUGGGCCACCUGUGGACACCCCUGGAACACCCUCAACUGUACACAGGACUUCCGCCGCGCCUGCCACAACCGCAGCGGUGCCCAGCCGUCAGCUGCUGCCACCCCCUCUUACCUCCUCUCCUCCACUUCGUCGCUGAACCUGUCGUCAGCCCAGCUCCUCUUCAACAGCAGCUGCGCGGAGGCUGAGGGCAUGCGCUCCCCGGUCAUCGAGUUCUGGGAACGUAAAGUGCUCCGUCUGUCGGGGGGGUUGCACGAGCCUGGUGACAUCAGCUAUGAGAUGGUGUUGUGUCUCAUAGCCACCUGGAUCAUUGUUUACUUCUGCAUGUGGAAAGGAGUUAAAUCUACUGGCAAGGUUGUGUACUUCACAGCUCUGUUCCCCUACCUGGUUCUGGUUGUUCUUUUGGCCCAUGGAGUCACUCUGCCUGGAGCUUUAGACGGGAUUGUUUACUACCUGAAACCAGACUGGUCCAAACUAGGAGAAGCACAGGUGUGGAUUGAUGCCGGCACUCAGAUUUUCUUCUCCUAUGCCAUCGGACUGGGUGCCCUGACUGCUCUGGGCAGCUAUAACCGCUUCCACAACAACUGUUACCAGGAUGCAUUCUUGCUGGCUAUCAUUAACAGCGGAACCAGUUUCUUUGCAGGCUUUGUUGUGUUCUCUGUUCUGGGCUUCAUGGCUGCAGAGCAAGGCGUGGACAUCAGUAAGGUAGCUGAGAGUGGUCCAGGCCUGGCCUUCAUAGCCUACCCAAAGGCUGUGACUCUGAUGCCUCUGGCUCCACUCUGGGCUGCACUUUUCUUCUUCAUGUUACUCAUACUGGGCCUCGACAGCCAGUUUGUAGGAGUAGAGGGUCUGAUAACAGGAAUCAUGGACAUGUUACCCCCUAAAUCCGCCCUGGGCUCCCUGCGGCGAGAGGUGGUAGCUGCCAUCUGCUGCAUCAUCUGCUUCCUCAUCGACAUGUCAAUGGUCACUGAGGGAGGGAUGUAUGUCUUCCAGCUGUUUGACUACUACUCCGCCAGUGGCAUCACUCUGCUGUGGCAGGCCUUCUGGGAGUGCGUGGUGAUUGCGUGGGUCUAUGGCGCAGACCGUUUCAUGGACGAUGUGGCUCGCAUGAUCGGCUAUCAGCCCCUACCCUACAUGAAGUGGUGCUGGUCCUACGUCACGCCUUUUGUCUGCGUGGCAGUAUUCCUGUUCCACGUGGUGAACUACAAGCCCCUGACCUACAACACAGUGUACACUUACCCCUUGUGGGGUGAAGCGCUUGGCUGGGCAUUGGCCCUGUCCUCCAUGCUCUGUAUCCCUCUUACUGUUCUCUACAAACUGCUGCGCUGCAAAGGCUCUUUGCGGGAGCGUUGGCAGCACCUAACCACCCCAGUUUGGGGCAGACAUCACCUGGAGUACCUGGCCCCGGAGAGCGAGGCCAAGCUGCUGCCCCCUGCAGGAACCAAAAGCACGCUGCUCUUUGAAAGCGUCAUCUGAUGAGCUGAGUCCCAACAGAGCACAGAGCCAAGGUCGCCACCAACAUCAGUACAUGCAUACACAAACUACACGAAAUACAUGCACACCACCCAAACCCAGGAAGAGCAAAGCGCAGAUCGAUUACACACCCCUCAGUUUUAAUGCUACGGAAAAGCCUUGGACAAAUGGACCAAAGAUUAAAUGGGAGAAGAACUGAAAUACACCCAUGCAGUCAUCAUCACAUGCUGAUACACCCUCUGCUCUGCUUUCUGACUCUACCUCGCUGGCCCCCCCUCCCCACCCUCUCUCUCUGCUCCCUGCCUUUGUGCUGUCCCGUCUUGUCUCGUCCUGUGCGUGCAAUGUGUCCAGUGUAGUUAUGAUAUCUUCCCUUUCUGUGCCUCUGUCUGUCAGGGUUCCAACAGCCUCAUCAGCCCCCACGUGUCACGCCAUUUAAAAGCAGAAUUUUAAAAAAGAACCUAAAGAAACUUUCUAAAUGAAAGACCUCAUAUCCACUGCUGAUAUGCCAUGGUCGUAAUGUGUGUGUGUGUGUGUGUGUGUGUGUGUGUGUGUGUGUGUGUGUGUGUGUGUGUGUGUGUGUGUGUGCGCGCAUGUACGUGCUUGUGUGGGUAUGGUGAUGCACCUGUGUAUCUGCACAUGCCUGGGAGUUCGACCGUGGCAGCAGUGUCUUCAUUUACAUGUGACAUUGCUUUUGGCCAUUGUUUUCUGUAUUCUCUCAACUGUACAAAAGUAACUUCCAUUUGUAAAAUAAUAAUAAUAAUCAAAUAGAGACAAUGCAUCACCACUUCCAGCUGUGUGUUAUGAACUAACUUAAAUAUCCAGUGUAUUGUAGGGUCUGUGAAUCAGUGUUAACAAUAUUUUGAGGGGGUGAUUAUCAGUAUUUCGACCUUAGAAAGAAAGAGAGAAAUUUUUGGCUGAACUGUGCAAAGAGCAGGAGACCGGAUUAUGGGGAGGGGAAAGAGACUUGAUGCCAUGUCGGGAAAGAAGCAAUAAAUGACCAGCUAAAGAUGGA